AUGCUAUUCUAUCUACCAUGUAUAGAGUCUGCUGCUCAAGGUGCUGGUGAGUCUGCUGCUCUAGGUGCUGGUGAGGCUGGUGCUCUAGGUGCUAGUGAGUCUGCUGCUCUAGGUGUUGGUGAGUCUGCUCUCUCUGGUACUGCGCCUGCUGAGGCCUUGCACACCUUCACACUUGACUCAGGUGCUUCUCGCUCCUUCUUUCGUGACUGCACCACACUCACGCCGCUCAGUCGACCUGUUGCAGUCUCCCUGGCAUACCCCUCUGGGGGCCCAGUCCUUGCGCACUCCUCCACAAUCCUGCCAUGUCCGGCGUUCCCGUCUAGCUCACUAUCGGGUCUUCACCUCCCCUUGUUCUCUACGAACUUGGUGAGUGGAGCUGACCUCCUGGAUGCAUUGGUUGACCAGCUCACUCCUGAAGGGGCGGUAGCGCGCCGCUCCUCACUCCUCCUCGUUUCCCCCAACAACUACUCCCCUGCAGACCCUCCACAUGGACCUCCGCGAGCGGUUCGGGACGGACUUCGCGUCCUGCGUCUACACUCUGGCAGAGGUGGUGAGUUUGCCUCUCACUUUCUGCGGGAAUUUUGUCGUGGGAAGGGCAUUCGCCAGACCUUCACGCUCCCAGCCUCACCACAGCAGAAUGGGAUUGCUGAGCGCCGCAUUGGCUUAGUCAUGGAGGUCGCUCGUACCUCCAUGGUCCAUGACGCUGCCCCCCAUUUCCUGUGGCUGUUUGCGGUCCGUUACGGUGCACAUCACCUCAACCCCCUGGCCCCGUGUCUCCUUGCCAGAGAUCUCGCCCACAUCGCGUUGGACGGGGAAGGUUGGCAAUGCGUCAGUUUUUACCACCCCACCUCGCACCGUGUUCUGCCUUCAGAGAACAUCAUGCUCGACGAGUCGGUUCCCUUUUACCGUCUCUUCCCCUACCGCACUGCCUCUCUCCCUCCCCCGCCGCUCUUACUUGCCCCUGGUCCUCCUCCGGUAGACCCCCUCCCCCCUCAGGGUCCUGCUCCCUCAGGUGUGUCCCAGGUAGAUGCUGUCAAGCCUGUCAAGGUAGCGUUUGACUCUAAUGCUGCUACUGAGGGUGGUGCUGCUGGGGGUGCUGAGCCUGAGCGUGCGGAGUUUGGGGGUGCUGAGCCUAACAGUGUGGAGCUUGGGGGUGCUAAGCCUGGGGUUGCUGGGUCUGAGGGUGUGGUGCCUGGGGGUGCUGAGUCUGAGGGUGCUGCGGCUGGGGGUGCUGAGCCUGGAGGUGCUGAGCCUAGAGGUGCUGACUGCGCGAGUGGUUUGCUCACCACUGGAGACCACAGCGAGAUGCUGUUGGAGCUGGAGUUAUUGGAGGUCCUGCUGGUGCAGGUGCUGCUGGAGCUGGAGCUGCUGGAGGUGCUGCUGGAGGAGCUGGAGCUACUGGAGCUGGCGGUGCUGCCAGAGCUGGAGCUGCUGGAGGUCCUGCUGGUGCAGGUACUGCUGGAGGUGCUGGAGCCGCUGGACCCGGAGGUGCUCGUACUGGAGAUACUGGAGCUGCUGGGGCUGGUGUUGCUGCCGGAGUUGGAGUUGGAGGUGCUGGGGUUGCUGCUGCUGGAGGUACUGCUGGCGUUGGAGCUGCUGGAGGUGCUGGAGCAGGUGGUGCUGUGA
Messenger RNA from Closterium sp. NIES-65, 1626 nucleotides. Lineage: Eukaryota; Viridiplantae; Streptophyta; Zygnematophyceae; Desmidiales; Closteriaceae. The record is from the annotation of a GenBank genome assembly.